AUGACGUCGAAACGAUUCUCCACAGGAAAGGAAGUCUGUGCCAACAAACACAAUUCAUUUGUCACGUGUGUUGUCUAUCACCCGUCUGAUGCCAACGUGUACCUAUCAGGAACAUCCAAUGAUGGAAUAUUUGCCUGGGAUAUCAGAACACAACAGGUUAGCUUUCUAAAAUGCCUUAGAGAAUAGAGCGGUAAAAGUUGUUUUCUAUUAGUUCACCAGCAUUAGUCCGUAUGUUGUCACCCGAUAUCGUUCACUUUCAUUAAGCAUGUCUUAGAUCUGAAAUAUUUUUACGGGAACUAACACUUUAGAACACGCUGAGUUCAAAUCCGAAAAGUUCCCACUCCGUAUAGACCCGCAGUUUCUUCACAAAAUGCUAUUUUAUCUUCACUAAUUCAUAGUGACUAAUUUCACAACAAGUUUUUUCAUUGUUCAACGAUACGGAUCGAUGACGUCAUGACGAUACACGAUUAUGUAACUCAAAAGGACCAAUUUCUAUUAACCAUUCUUCCUUUUGACAAAAGAUCGGUUUUCUCGAAUAAUUUUGAGUUAUGCAAUUGUAUGCGUGUUGGACAUAAACAGCAUAAUUAUCUUGUCUACAACUUUGAGAAGGUACAUAUAACGCUUUCUAAAAUCCUCAGUUCUAGAGAUACCUGUAUCUCUAUAAAAUCAUAAGGUCACUGGCCUGAAAAAUAACUCUUUUAACGCGAUCAAGGUAUUUAAAACAAAAGUAACGCGAAGCCAACGUAACGGCAAAGACAAUGCUAAAAUGAAAUAUUGUCGAAUGGUUGCAGGUAGAACACUUACGACAGGAUCAAUCUUAAAUAACCUUAAACUAUAAGAAUAAAUGUUCAUAUCAAAGACAAAGAUCAGUCCCAAAGUAUAAAACACGCUCUGUAACCUUACCACGAAGUGGAGAAAUGUGUGCACGAGCUGUUUAUUUGAUGAUUUCGACGUAUAUAGAAGCCCGUAUAAGGAAUUAUUUCUCAGCCCAGAGACAUAGCCCAAAGACUUGACAUUAACGUCCUUGUAAUUUUAUAGAGAUAGAUCCAGAACUAAGGAUAUUAGAAGGAAUUAUCUGUACCUUCUCAAAGUUGUAGACAAGAUAUGUUGUUUACGUCCAACACGCAUAAGAUUGCAUAACUCAAAAUGAUUCGAGCAAAACCGGUCUUUUGCUAAAAUGAAGAAUGGUUAAUAGAAAUUGGUCCUUUUGAGUGAGAUAAUCGUGUAUCGUCGUCGAUCCGUGUCGUUGAACAAUGAAAAAAUUUGCUGUGAAAUUAGUUAAGAUAAAAUAGCAUUUUGUGAAAAAACUGCGGCCGGUCUACGGAGUGGGAACUUUUCGGAUUUGAACUCAGCGUGUUCGAAAGUGUUAGAUCCCGUAAAAGUAUUUCAGAUCCAAGACAUGCUUAAUGAAAAUCGUUUUCUAGGCACUUUUCGAGGUCACAACACACGGACUACAUGUUAUAAGGACGAGAACGUACGAACAGCCUCGUUAAUAUCAUUAAUAUAAGUAAACGCAUGCUUUGAGGGAAAUUAGUGAUUAAAUGAUCCCGCAAACCGAAGGGAGGUUUAGUAAAAGACACGAGGGCGUAGCCCGAGGGACUUUUACUAGACCUCCCCUAUAGACUGACAAUAGUUUAAUUCCUGUGAAUUUCAAUUUUAGCAUGCAGGGUAUAGGCUAUCCCCAAAUUUCAUUUAUGAAUAACGAAAUCCUAAUAUUUGUGUUGUAUGAAAAGCGAGAGAAUGGCUUUUUUCAGUACCAUUGUAUAUGUACUGCAGGACAGUAAACUAUUAUAGUAAAGUUGCAUUAAUUUCAUAAGCUACAGCACUGUAGCUAUUAGCUAUUUUUUUUUAUGAAAAUGACACUGUACAACUUUAAUAGUUAUAAUGAUAUGAAAAUAGUAUAUUUGCAGGUACAAGUCGUUCUUUGGUCAAAUUCAAGACUUAGCGUUCUUACCUGAUGGACAGAGUUUUAUUUCUGCUGCGGAGAUAUCCAGGCGUAAUUCAACGGACAAAGGUAUCAUG
Messenger RNA from Paramuricea clavata, 2022 nucleotides. The record is from the annotation of a GenBank genome assembly. NCBI's taxonomy places the organism in Eukaryota, Metazoa, Cnidaria, Anthozoa, Malacalcyonacea, Plexauridae.